Molecule: messenger RNA, 568 nt
Organism: Meleagris gallopavo (turkey)
Lineage: Eukaryota; Metazoa; Chordata; Aves; Galliformes; Phasianidae
Product: dual specificity phosphatase 28
Biological process (GO): protein dephosphorylation
Cellular component (GO): cytoplasm
Molecular function (GO): MAP kinase tyrosine/serine/threonine phosphatase activity
Source: RefSeq, a predicted model, not a curated record
GUGGGCAAAGUCACCGCCUCGCUGCUCAUCAGCAACGCCAGGGCGGCCUGCAACGCGGAGCUGCUCGCGCGAGAGGGGGUCACCUUCUGCGUGAACGUCAGCAGGCAGCAGCCCUUCCCCAGCUUCCAGCAGGCCCGAGCCAUGCGCGUGCCCGUGUUCGACGACCCGGCUGAGGACCUGUACCGCUAUUUUGAGCAGUGCGGCGAUGCCAUAGAAGAAGCUGUCGGGAGCGGCGGGAAGUGCUUGGUGUACUGCAAGAACGGGCGCAGCAGAUCCGCCGCUAUCUGUACGGCGUACCUGAUGAGACACCGACACCUCCCGCUCCAGGACGCCUUUGAGAUGGUGAAGGCUGCCAGACCAGUAGCAGAACCCAACCCAGGGUUUUGGUCUCAGCUACAGAGAUACGAAGAAGAUCUGAAAAUACCAAAGCAGUCUGAUCUGCUGAGCAAAGGACUGAACUCACUUUAAAACACCUCCACACACUGCUGUUUUUAAGCAGCUUGCUAUAGGCUGAAGUAGAAAAAAAAAUGUAUGUAUCACCAAUAAAAUACCUAACUUGCUACACUGA